This is a messenger RNA of Drosophila innubila, 1270 nucleotides long. Its product is annotated as sperm-associated antigen 7. NCBI's taxonomy places the organism in Eukaryota, Metazoa, Arthropoda, Insecta, Diptera, Drosophilidae. Gene Ontology annotation, molecular function: nucleic acid binding. The coding region runs from base 192 to 995 and encodes 267 amino acids. The record is from RefSeq and is a predicted model, not a curated record. The transcript has a single exon.
CAAGAGUGGCAACCAAGUUUGGUAUUCAGAAUUUAGUAUUUUUGGUGCAUGUGCACCGGUUAUAAUCAUUUUUUAUACAAUACAAAACAUAUAUAAAUAAACCAAAUGUUGGCGUUUAAUUUAACAAAUUAACAAGUGAUAAUAGACAACAGUGUGUUGACUACAUUAAACCAAACUUCAGCUCUGCGUUUAUGCGCUUUCAACGACACAAAAUGGAUUUGCUUGAUUCGAUACUAAAUUCAAUGGAUGCUCCGCCAGCGACCAAUGAACAACAAAAGACGCUUAUUAAAAAGCAGCGGGAAAUGGUGGAGCGCAUGCAGAACAAGCAGAAGGAGGAGUUGCUGCGAUUUCGAAAAUACGUUGAGGAAAGAAUGGGUCGCUUUGCCAAGGACGAUCGUACGUGCAUUGAAUUCCAGCCGUUGGACAAGGUGCACCGAUCGGUCAUACAUGAGAUCGCUGAGAAUGGUGGCUUCAUAGCUAUGAGCUUUGGCCGCGAGGAAGAAGACCGCCAUUCGGUGGUCUAUAAAAAGGAGCAUCCGCCCAGCGAGGACGAAGUGACAGCCCGUCGCAACGGCGAGGGAUGGAGCAAGGAUAUAGCCAAAGAAUACUCUGAGCGACGAAAAGAACGCUUGGCCCAGGAGCAAUGCCAAAAUGACAAGCAAACGACAAGCCCCGAUGGCGGCUCGUCUGCCAGCAACAGCACUGACAACGUCGAGGUGAAACCGACCUCCAAUUAUAAAGCUAAAUACGCUCACCUCAUUGGCGAAUCAGCAGCCCUGCAGGCGGCGCGCAAAACAGAAACUAACCAAAGCUAUGGAUUCGUGCCCAGCAAGAACAAAAAGGACAUGCGUUCCAUCGAACAGACCCUGGCCGAUAUUCAGGCCAAGAAGCGCCUAAAGCUACAACAGCAACAGGAGCAAUUGGACAGCCUUACAGCGGCACAGGCAGAUGCCGCCGAUGAACAACAGCCUGAACAACGACAACAGCAGCAAUAAAACAAUGUCUUCUGUGAAAUAUGCAAUUAGUUAUAAGAAUAUGUAUGUAUGUUUUGUUAAAUUCCAAGUUAAUCAGAAGAAGAUGUGUUUUGACCAUACACAACAGACUGAAAUGUGUGUUCAUAUGCACAUGUAUGUAUCUGAAAGCAAUUCAAAUUGUUGGCCAGUUGAACGCAUUAACUGCGGAUGUUUAGAUCAAACUAUAUUUAACUGCAGUGUUCAAUUAGCAAUUUCUAUUUAUAUAAUAAUAAAACUAAAUUUGUAGUCAAUAGAAA